Lagenorhynchus albirostris (white-beaked dolphin) is the source of this 1538-nucleotide messenger RNA. It is a transcript of the gene IQCM, whose product is annotated as IQ motif containing M. Bases 39 to 1538 code for a protein of 499 amino acids. Lineage: Eukaryota; Metazoa; Chordata; Mammalia; Artiodactyla; Delphinidae. The transcript is spliced from 13 exons. The record is from RefSeq and is a predicted model, not a curated record. Gene Ontology annotation, molecular function: protein binding.
CCUGCCUUCAAAAGAGAAGGUCCCCCUAACUGCCCACCAUGGCUGCAGAGGCUGGGCCCGACCAAGCAGAAAGUCCUAUAUUAGAGAUUCCCAAGCAAGAUUUUUUUCAAGAAGCAAAAACUCUCAUUGCCCAACACUAUAAGAAAAUAAAUGAGAAUAAAGUUCCAGGUACUUCUAUAAAUGUCUUUAGAAAUAAACAUCAGAAACCGAAAUGUAGGAAAUUCAUACCUUUGGAGAUCAAAAAACAGGAAACACUUGAUACGGUCCGAGAACUUCAGGCAGCAUACAAAAUGAUUUGUUUUCCCAAAGACUGUUCCAAAAGUGGACAUUCUGAGGAGGCUCCAUCACGAACUUCUUUCAAGGAGCCACACAUUUUCAAUGUAAAAAAAAAAUACAAGGGGUCUAUAGAUCUAAUUGUGAAAGAACAAGUUAAUCUGGGUAAAAUAGUGACUAAUAUUGAUUCAGUGAGUAAAAAAAUGGAGAAAGAGAAGCAACAGCACCAUGCGAAGACCAGAAUGGUGGACUCAUUUUGUGCCUUCCCCAUCAUCAACCUUGGCUUGCACUUACAACCCAUGACCUCCUCUUCCAUGGGGCUUUUGAAAGAAAAUGAUAGAGCGUUCUAUGAUUGGAGAGGAGUAGUGUCUAAAAGGUUUUCCUGUUUGACUCAUGACUCCAGUUGGCCUAGUUUCUCUGGAUCAUCGUCAGUAUUUCAGGAUUAUUGUAGUAAAAUAUUUAAAAGUUUUAUCAAAAAAGAACAACAGUCUGUCAAGCCAGAAUCAAAGCCACAACCCAGCCCAAAAUCUAUUCUAAGUAAAAGUGAUAAACUUGACAAUCAAGUUAAAAGAAUUGGACCACAAAUGGAAAACUUCCAAGUGUUCCGGCGAAGGAAAAAAUUUGCAAUUACCAAAAACAUUGUUAGUAUGGUCAUCGUCAUGCAGGCACUUGUCAGAGGGUGGCUCGAACGCAAAAGAUUCCAAAGAAUAAUGAUCAAGGCUUUGUAUCAUGGACCAGAUUUGAGAACAGUUAUAAACAUGUAUUGCAGACUAAUCCAUCGUGUUAAAUAUCGACUUGGUCUUUGGAGGACGAGACAAAUUAUAAACCUUACAGAGCUAGAGGAAUGGAUGGACAGAAAAAAGUUCUAUGAAACAGUGUUUGCUAGAAGAGAAGAUUGGCAAGGAUUAGAAAGAAGUGAGCUCCUUAAGUACUUCAAUGACUGUGGUCAUUUCCCAAUGCACCAGCAAAUUGAUGAGGUUUGGGACCUGGUCCAUAGAGAACACCAUGCAAAAUACUCUGAUAUCAUCAAGAAGUCCAAUGCAAUUGAAAUGUUAUUUACACUCUACCCUCCUCAAGGUGCCCAUGUGCGUACUAAUAUGAGGCUUAGAUCAACUUGGCUAAGACCCAUAGUAAAUGGGGAAGAAGGAUAUAAAUAUAUAGUCAGUGGACAUCCAAUACUCAAAAGAGCUAACAUCCAGAUUGUUGGGAACCUGGUGGCCGGAUCUAUGAGAGAAAGGAAAAUGAGACAACAGUAUUCAUCAUGA